CUUGUCGGGAAGCUAUCGUGAGAACUCGAGCUUAUUAGUUGUGAAGUGUUGCUUGUUGACAUACCACGUGGACGAGUCUCUCAGUGCCUGUGGGAGACGCUUAAGAAACUCUUCACUCAUAAAUGUGGCCUUAGUCGAAGUCCGUCCAAGAUUAGUUUUAGCGCAAGUGCCUCGCCCAGCAAGGAGUAACGACGACCUACACUCCGACUCAACUCGAUUGCCGCAUUCUCCGACCGAACGAUCCGCUUAUUGCCCCUUAAAUUUGCCAAGGAGUGUCCCCGUUUCCGGACACCCAAUGUUCUGUUGAGUUAACGUGAAAUGACGGUAACAGGAGCCGCUAUGAUGCAGACGAUGCAGCCCUGUUUUGUGGGAUACCCAUUCCAGGGGAUGACUUCUCCGGCAGGCCAGGGGAGAGUCAACCAGCUGGGUGGCGUCUACAUCAACGGCCGCCCUCUGCCCAACCACAUACGACUCAAGAUCGUGGAGAUGGCAGCCGCAGGUAUACGUCCCUGUGUCAUCUCUCGCCAGCUCAGGGUAUCCCACGGCUGUGUAUCCAAGAUUCUCAAUAGAUACCAGGAGACUGGAUCCAUCCGUCCUGGUGUUAUCGGUGGCUCCAAGCCUCGCGUCGCAACCCCGGAGAUCGAACGUAAAGUGGCAGAUUACAAGAAGGAGAACCCUGGGGUCUUCUCCUGGGAGAUACGAGACAGACUGAUCAAGGACGGUCUGUGUGACAGGAACACAGCGCCCUCUGUCUCAGCCAUCUCCAGACUCCUCAGAGGCAAGGAUGACGACGACGAUACCAAGAAACCCAAAGAUGCCAUGAAACAGACGAGUUCUGGAUCAGACGUGGAGGAUGGUUCUGAAGACGAAGACGACCCACAGAUGAUGCUCAAGAGAAAACAACGACGCUCAAGGACCACCUUCACUGCUCACCAGUUGGAUGAGCUGGAAAAAGCCUUCGAACGAACUCAGUACCCUGACAUCUAUACUAGGGAGGAGCUCGCCCAGAGGACCAAGCUCACUGAGGCCAGAAUACAGGUAUGGUUCAGCAACCGUCGGGCGAGGCUAAGGAAGCAGAUGGCGUCAGGAAGCAUGACCAACUUUAAUGCAAUGGGUCUGCCCAUGUCUUACCACUCUGCGCCCUCCUCCUACAUGUUCCAGGGUUUCUCCGAUCCCAGCUCCACCUUCUCCGCCCAGACACAAGAUACCUCCGGAUUGUACCAGGGAGGCUCUGGAGGCCUCCACCAAGGCUCUCUGGCGUCGGAGGCUAGAGCCGUCAACAUGAGUGCCGCCGCCGCCGCUGCCGCCGCCUCCUCCUAUCCGUCCAUGAGUGCCGCUCUCUCCUCCUGCACCAACUCCGCCUUCAUCUCCUCACAGACCCCUGGUGGUAUGUGUGGCAGCCAGGGUGGAGGUGGAGGCCCCGUGGGAACAUCAUUGCCUCCGGCUGCACCUGCCUCAUGGGCCUCCAACCAGCUGCGGGGAGCCAUGGGAGGGGCGGGCACCUCGCCGCCCACUGCUGCCUCCACCCUCACGCCCUCCUCCUUCACUCACGGCCUGGCCCACCACGCCCGCACGCCCACGCAGCACUUUCCCACGCCUGUAUACUCCUGGUACUGAUCCAUCCUACACGUAGGUUGGAUUGGCUGGCGAGCGAGUACGACAACCAACCGAGUAGAGAAGUUAAACUAAUGGAGGGAUUCUGAUUGGCUGCUCUUGCCAGUGUGGAGAGUUCCACGAGUCACGACUUCUCCCCUGGGCUCUGUACUCUCCUUGGCCUUGAUAACGCUCCCUUCAGUUACAUACCAAAACAAAAGCAAGGAGGAAUGCUAAGCGCGCGUGCGAGCGUGUGCGUAAAGCUUCGUGUACAUUACAUUGUAUAUAUGAAUAUUUUUAAUGCCGUUUAUGUUCUUAAGCGAAACGUGUGUGGUUCGAGAAGUUUGGAGCGUUUUGAACACUUCUUGGAGUAGAAUUCUCUCGCUAAAAUAGUGAAAAAGAAACUACUUUCUUCACCGGUCAAUAAUUAAAAUAAUAACUAAAUAUUAUAGUUAUUAAAGGCUGUUAUUUCGCUUUAUUUAUUAUUAUUAUUUAGUCAGCGUCGGUAGAAAUUCACAGAGGAAUAUUUUAAACAAGAUUAGCCUUACUAAUUUUUUUUCGUCAUAGAAAGUGACAGUCUCCUCAAAAGUUGUGAGGUUGUGCAUAUGCAUCAGCUGGUGAGCAUAAAUGUAUCAUUUUCUGGACGAAAAUGGUGCUGAAAGACAUGCUUAAAUAUCAUUACAACAACAGGUUCUGCUGUUGUUGAUAGAUGAAUCGUGAACACGUCUAUAUCCUAUACUCUUCACCAUUACUGUGCUGCCCAAAAACGAGUAAUUUCUGAUCGUUCAAACUCAAGGGUUUAUUCGAUUUCCUGCCUUAGUUCCUCUUUCAUAUAUCCUUCACUUUCAUGUCUGUUGUUCAUUUGUUGGCUCACGACCUGCAAUGCAGAGGACCUUGAUCAUACACUCUCUAUCUCUCUUUGUCUUGACAAAAUGCUUCUAUCAUUCAUUAUUAGUCUGCCUUACUAGUAUUCGUUCCGGCAUUUGUUGCUCUUUUGCUUCUGACUAUUUUUCAUCUUUUACGACUCCUACCCUUUCUACGUUACCUCCACACCACAACACAGGAGAGAUAAGUCGUUCGCUGCCCACCGAGACAGGAGCGGUAUGGGCGUGAGACAGAUGUGGGAGUGCGGUGGGCGUGGGGCCCAGGGCACGGGUCAUGCCUCGAUGUGACCCGCGCCAGUUGGGCCCAACGAAGAAGGAAAGGAGAAAGAAGACCCCUUGUAAGAAAAUUUAUGGAAACACACACCACAGUGAAGCUUCGUGUCAACAGAGAUGCUCAUAAUAGCGAAGCUUCGAGCCGCAGACACUCACCUCAGCGAAGUUUCGAUCCAGAAGAAAUACCUCUGCGAAGCUUCGAACCAAAAGAAACACUCAUCACAGAAUAGUUUCGAGUCAGGAAAAACAUUCAUCAAAGCAAAGCUUCAAGUCAGCAGAAACACCACAGAAUAGCUUCGAGACAACGAAGCUUUAAGACAGCAUAACAUUCCUUACACUGAGGAUUCAGAUCAACUGGAAACACUGCAGCAAAGCACUGAGCGAACAGGAAACAUUACAGUGAAGCUUUGAUGAAGCAAGAAGCACACUACAGUGAAGCUUCCAGCCAACCAACUGUGACGCUUCAGCAGAUAUCUGUAAGCAUCCAACAUAAAAUGGUAGCCAGUUUUCAGAUGUACAAUGAGUGAAAAUGAGUUUUUAAAUUAUAUGCUAGCAAACAUAAUAUAUUACAUGAAGCCUAAAGUGAGAUAAUUCACAAAUGAAACAGUAUGAAAUCAGAAUGAGAGCCUGUUAAAAUUUGGCCAGUGAAUCCAGGGGGUUAUUAUUAUAUUCUUGGAGAAACGUUAAAUCCGUAACUAUACUGCGCCUAGGGAAUGGGAGGUAAUCAGCUUUGAUCUCAUUAAAGGGUAACUUCAAUUCUUUGGAUAAACAACAUUUCACCAACAUCAAGACAGCCCAUCCUCUGAAGGGUGUACUAAGAGAACAUAAAUGUUGGUCUUAAGAGUCCGUGUGUCUAGGGUUCUGAAAUACUAUAAUUAUUAUACCCAUGGCGAAGCGCUUAACCCAGUGGGAGCGUACAACAUCUAGAGAAUGGAUAGUAAUCGAGUUUGAUCCAAGGAAGGGGAGAAAAAUCACAAAAUCCUUUGAUCAAGGGCCCCUUCGCAGACAUCAAGAUACUCAUCAAUGAGUUUCCAGAGAGAAUUCUGGUGGUAAUGAAGAAAUUAGUUGAAAGUCAGGUUGUGUUAGGGCGUUGUUGAUGUUUCCUACACAUCACAACGUGUUAGUAAAACAAGCUAGACAACUAUGAUAUACGUCAAAUUUUGUAACCCUGCUCAAACAAACCUGCAACUGGAAGAAGGAAAAUAUGAAAGUAUAUAUGAACUUUAUUCAGUGUAUCCCAGUUUUGCCUGAUGAUUGUCUCACAGUGAGGCAAAUUAUGGAGCUUAACUAAAACAUUAAGUAUUGUUACAA
Messenger RNA from Cherax quadricarinatus, 4061 nucleotides. RefSeq names its product protein gooseberry. Gene Ontology annotation, molecular function: RNA polymerase II cis-regulatory region sequence-specific DNA binding; DNA-binding transcription factor activity, RNA polymerase II-specific. The record is from RefSeq and is a predicted model, not a curated record. Gene Ontology annotation, biological process: anatomical structure development; regulation of transcription by RNA polymerase II. NCBI's taxonomy places the organism in Eukaryota, Metazoa, Arthropoda, Malacostraca, Decapoda, Parastacidae.